CACACCCAAAGCAAGGAGUCCAAGACAUUCCAAUUCACGCUUCACCUCUUCUUAGAACCGCUUCGGAUUCGCUAUCUUCGCUCUAAGGAUAUCGGGUGAUUCAUCUGAACUUGUUCAUUUCACUUCCAAGGAGUACGGCCCCCUCAAAUGACACAAGAUCAAGGCUCAAUAUACCAAAUACAAUUCGUUUUUCUCUUUGGUUGAGAAUUACAAUCAAGAUAGAAGUGACAACAUGAUAUCAAGAUAGAUGUUGCUGAUUAGAGGAAGAUUUUAAGAUAUCAUUGUCAUAAAAACAUGUUUAGUAUUAUUUAUUAUUAUUUCAAAAGUCUAUUAUAUUACUGUAUGUGAACCUUUGAUUGUUUGGAAUUAUGGGGAUGGUGAUGGUGAUUUGCCUGGAGAUUGCAACGUCGAUGUGCGAUGAUGUCGAUGGUGGAGAGACGACGGAGAGAGAUAGUGGUGGAGAGACGAAGGAGGUCGGUAGUGAUGGAGAGAUGACAGAGGUCGACGAUGGUAGUGGAGAGAUGACGAAGGGUGAUAAUGAUGGAGAGACGACGAAGGUCGCCGAUGGUGGUGGAGAGAGGACGAGGUCAACAAUGGAAGAUGAAGAUGUUAGAGAUGAAGGAUGGACUGUCAAUUUGGUGGAGGCGACGAGAAAUAAAAGGAUAUAAAUUGACUUCUCGAAAUUUUUUCCGGAAGACAAAUUCCGAUUUUGGAACCCCAUUUUCCUUUGACUGCAAGUCAUUUUCUCCGGAAAACAGACCCUUAAAUAAAACAAACUUUAAGAGCCCGUUCUUUAGAGCUUUAACUCUUAACUU
This is a messenger RNA of Cuscuta campestris, 815 nucleotides long. The record is from the annotation of a GenBank genome assembly. NCBI's taxonomy places the organism in Eukaryota, Viridiplantae, Streptophyta, Magnoliopsida, Solanales, Convolvulaceae.